AGAAGAGUGGAAGCAACGGCGUUGAGUCUGUCUGCAAGGCGGCAGCAGCAGCAGCAACAACAACAACAACAACAACUAUUAUUCAUUAUUAUCCGUUCACGCAAGUCGGGAGAAGGCAAAGAAGAAUCGCUUGCUCUAUGCUGGGAGGUUUUUAUACAGACUGAUUUUUUUCAUCCACACGUUUGGAGCAAAAGAAGAGCAAGAGAGGGCGUGAGGGUGGAAAUGGCAGACCACAUGAUGGCCAUGAACCACGGGCGCUUCCCCGAUGGAACCAAUGGGCUUCAUCACCAUCCUGCGCAUCGAAUGGGAAUGGGUCAGUUUCCUACCCACCACCAUCAGCAACAGCAACAACACGCCUUCAGUGCCUUGAUGAGCGACCACAUACAUUAUGGAGGUGGAAAUAUGAAUGCAAACAGUGGGAUCAGGCAUGCCAUGGGGCCAGGAAACGUGAACGGGGGGCAUCCUCCCAGCAGCAUGCCACCCACGGCAAGGUUUAACAAUUCCCAGUUCAUGGCUCCUACAGUUGCCACCCAAGGGGGGCCCUUAACAGCUAGCAUGCAGUUGCAAAAGCUGAACAACCAGUACUUCAGCCACCAUCCUUACCCUCACAACCACUACAUGCCGGACUUACACCCUGCCAACCAUCAGCUAAACGGAGCGACCCAGCAUUUUCGGGACUGCAACCCCAAGCACGGUGGCGGCGGCGGCAGUGUGUCUGCCUCGGUGCCCCACGUCCCUGCAGCAAUGUUGCCUCCCAAUGUCAUAGACACUGACUUCAUAGACGAGGAAGUCCUUAUGUCCUUAGUCAUAGAAAUGGGCUUGGAUCGCAUCAAGGAGCUUCCUGAGCUCUGGUUGGGACAGAACGAGUUUGAUUUCAUGACAGACUUCGUUUGCAAACAGCAGCCCAGUAGAGUGAGCUGCUGACUCCUUGCAAAACAAAGGACUUUUUUAUCUGUAUGAAUGAAAAACAUUCCCUCUCUAGACACAGUAUUUCAAAGGCUUUUAGGAGCUUGAGUAUCUGGGAAGCAGAGUAAACUAUAAGCUUGUAUAAUUUUUUUCUUUUUAAUUUGCUACUUCUUUAUUUUUAAGCUUGGACACUCAUUUCUGCCCUCCCUUCCCUAUAAUAUUUUUUAAACUGAUUCAGUCUUUAGUAUUUCUCAGCCCCCCUCUCUCUCUCUGCUUAAUUUUCUCACUGGUAACAUGCCAAUUAUUUCAAUUGUUAGAUAUGAAUAUUGGCAAAGUGCUUAAUCUUGUGGAUUUUCUGUAGGCUAUCAUUUCAAAUGACUAGAACUGCAUUCAAAUUCUGAGUUAAAGGACAAAAAAAUAUUGCAUUAGUUGGUUGCAUGAACUUCAGGGUAGAUUCCUGCACAAAUACUGCCCUCUUGCUUUGUUUUUAACUAUGCAUUGCAGUGAUGCUAAUUUUUUAGUCUGCUAAACUGGAAGCUUAACAAAUAUGGGCCAAACCUUCUGUGAUCAGGAAAAAUAAUACUGUUACUUAAAUUCUGCUGUCUGUUCCCCUCCCCCACUCCCCCAUCUGUACAGACAAUAACAUAAGUGUGAAUGGAAUGGUCUCUAACUGUUGGGAAAACAUUUCACUGGUCUUCUACUUUUAUUUUGGUUCUGGUUCUAUCUUCAGAAUAUUUUUAUUUUGGCAUUGUGCUUACAUAGUUUAUUCAGUACAGGGGGGAGGGAAACUACUGUGUUGAAAGCUUUUUAGGAAAUUUGACAGUAUUUUUGUACAAAAUCUUUUUUGAGAACAUACUUGUUAAUUUAUUCUAUUUUAAUUUGCCAAUGUCAAUAAAAAAAGUUAAGAAAUGCAUUAAUUUUUCCAAGGUAUCGAUUACCAGGAUAUUUUUUUCUUGAAUUUAUUUCUCUUCUCACCUCCACCCCCUUCCACAAUAUUUGAUACAUAUAACCCAUUUAACUUGUUGAGCUGUUGGGUUGUGUGAAGCAUUCUGAAGGAAAAUCUACUUGACAUUAUUGUAUGCUAUAUGUCAUGAUCAGUGCAGAAAGUAAAAAGGAUUUAAGCCUAAUUAUGACAUCACAGUCUCAUAAGUAACAUUGUAACAUGCCUGUGUGAAUUUAUCAAAAGUGAAAAUGCCAAAAGGCAACAACUUUGUGAUUUGCCAACUUACUUGCUUUAAAUGUAGUUGUUCAGAAUUAUGAUGCAUAAAGUAUUUAUUCUAUUUAUCUAUUAAACUUUAAUUUUAUAAAUACUCUCA
This is a messenger RNA of Elgaria multicarinata webbii, 2222 nucleotides long. It is a transcript of the gene CITED2, whose product is annotated as Cbp/p300 interacting transactivator with Glu/Asp rich carboxy-terminal domain 2. Gene Ontology annotation, molecular function: transcription coactivator activity. Gene Ontology annotation, cellular component: nucleus. Lineage: Eukaryota; Metazoa; Chordata; Lepidosauria; Squamata; Anguidae. Gene Ontology annotation, biological process: regulation of DNA-templated transcription; left/right pattern formation; sex determination. The transcript has 2 exons. The coding region runs from base 223 to 924 and encodes 233 amino acids. The record is from RefSeq and is a predicted model, not a curated record.